Messenger RNA from Aspergillus candidus, 1635 nucleotides. Its product is annotated as putative MFS multidrug transporter. Bases 1 to 1635 code for a protein of 544 amino acids. The record is from RefSeq and is a predicted model, not a curated record. Gene Ontology annotation, biological process: transmembrane transport. Gene Ontology annotation, molecular function: transmembrane transporter activity. Lineage: Eukaryota; Fungi; Ascomycota; Eurotiomycetes; Eurotiales; Aspergillaceae. The transcript has 6 exons.
AUGGCUUCGGAGAAGAAAGUUGGUGAUGCGCUCUCGUCGGUUGUGCCUGUUUCGCCGGGUUGCGAUACACCCCGUGGGGAAUCGGUUACCUCCCUUCACUCCGGGCAAGGGAGUCCGCAGGCAGACGAUGAUGAUGGAUAUCAAUUGAUUGAAUUAGGCGACGGCCAUGUCCUGGUCGAGUUCAGUGACGGGUCUUUGAAAAACCCCAAUAACUGGUCUACAGGCAAAAAGUCAUACAUGGUCCUCGCAGCCAUAUUCCUCGUCAUGAACAGCGGCAUCUCCGCCUCCCUACCCAGCAACUGCGUCCCGGCCAUCAUGGAAGAUUUCCACAUCCAAGGCAAGGGCCAGAACGUGCUGCCCACGGCAAUUUUCCUAAUUGGAUACGUGGUUGGCCCGUUGGUUUUUAGUCCACUGAGCGAGACUAUCGGACGCAGGCCCGUCCUAUCUUGGACGCUCACGGCCUUUGUACUGGGGACGCUGGCAUGCGCCCUCGCGCCGAGCUGGCCGUCGCUUCUUGUUUUUCGACUGAUGUGUGGGCUUGCUGGCGCGGCGCCGCAGACGGUUGUUGGGGGGUUGUAUGCUGAUUUGUUUGGUGAUCAGAGGACGAGGGGGAGGGUUAUGGCUUUUUAUAUGGCGGCAUCCAGCUUUGGACCGAUUAUUGGCCCGAUCAUUUCAGGGUUCGCCGUCCAGUACGGCUGGCGCUGGACGUUCCGUAUUGAUGUCAUCCUGGCGGGUUGCUGCUGGCUUUAUCAUCUCUUCAUGUCGGAAACGUUCGCACCGGUCAUACUCAAGAAGCAAGCAGCGAGGCUGAACAAAGUGUCCGGGUCAACGUGCCAUGUCUCCAGGAAGCAGUUGCAGGCUAUCAACGCCAAGUCUAGCUUUGUCCAGAUCUUUACCCGGCCUAUCACCAUGCUGGUCACGGAGCCUAUUGUUCUAUGCAGUGCGAUAUACAUUGCUCUCGCAUAUAGCCUGAUAUUCUUCUACUUUCAGGCUUAUCCUAUUAUAUUCCAGCGUAUUACGUCCUCCCCAUAUCAUUCCUCACCCAUCUACUCUCCAAUACUUACAACCACAGUGGGCAUCGGCGCCGUCUGUUCAGGCCUAUUCUCCUUCUACUACGACACAAUCUACGAAAAGGCCAAAGCGCGCGGCAAGCCCUGGACCGCCAGCCCGGAAAUGCAGCGCCUCCCACUCUCCUGUAUCGCCGGGCCCUGCCUAACAAUCAGCCUCUUCUGGCUAGCAUGGACCGCGAACCGCAGCGUACACUGGACGGCACCCGUUCUUUCAGGCCUUCUCUUCGGCCUCGGAUACCAGACGAUCUUCAUCUCGCUGCUCACGUACGUCACGGACGCAUACCGCAUCUACUCGGCCAGUGCGCUGGCCGCGUCUGUCAUCCUGCGCAGCAUCGUGGGGGCGCUGUUCCCGCUGGCGGCGGACCCGCUGUAUGCGUCGCUUGGGGUGGAGUGGGGGACUUCUGUGGUGGGGUUUAUUAGUGUUGCUUGUGUUCCGAUUCCGAUGGUGUUUCUUUAUGCUGGGCCGUGGAUACGGAAGCGGAGUCGCUUUUGUCAACGGUUGUUGAGGGAGGAUGAGGAGAUGAAGGGGAUUGUGGGGGGGUUUGGGGGGGUGAGGGAGGUGUGA